Messenger RNA from Truncatella angustata, 1089 nucleotides. Its product is annotated as putative zinc-binding alcohol dehydrogenase. Gene Ontology annotation, biological process: alcohol metabolic process. Lineage: Eukaryota; Fungi; Ascomycota; Sordariomycetes; Amphisphaeriales; Sporocadaceae. Gene Ontology annotation, molecular function: zinc ion binding; alcohol dehydrogenase (NADP+) activity. The transcript has 2 exons. The coding region runs from base 1 to 1089 and encodes 362 amino acids. The record is from RefSeq and is a predicted model, not a curated record.
AUGGGUUCUACCGCCACCGACUAUAAGUUCGAGGGAUGGAACGCCUUGGAUGCUUCCGCCGCGGAGGGAAAGAUGGUCUGGCAGGAGUUUGAGCCCAAGCGAUGGGAGGAGAACGAUGUCGACAUCAAGAUCACUCAUGCCGGUAUCUGCGGUAGCGACAUUCACACACUGCGAAGCGGCUGGGGUGCCACUGCUUACCCCUGCGUUGUCGGUCACGAGAUUGUUGGAACUGCCGUAAGAGUUGGUUCCAAGGUUCAAGGCAUCAAGGUUGGCGACCGUGUCGGAGUUGGUGCUCAGAGCGAUUCUUGCUUGGGCCGCCAUGGCGACUGCGAGGACUGCGCCGCUGGCGACGAGAACUACUGCGACAAGUGGGUUCCUACCUACAAUGCCAAGCACUUCAACGGUGAUGCUGCACAAGGUGGUUACGCCACAUACCACCGUGCGCCUUCUCACUUCGUUAUCAAUAUUCCCGAGGGUGUCCCGUCGAACGAGGCCGCUCCCAUGAUGUGUGGUGGUGUCACAGUGUACGCUCCCCUCAAGAACUACAACGUCGGGCCUGGCAUGACUGUCGGCAUUGUUGGGGUUGGUGGUUUGGGCCAUUAUGGUGUCAAGUUCGCAAACGCCCUGGGUGCUAGGGUUAUUGGUAUCUCUCGAAAGGAGUCAAAGCGUGCUGAGGUUCUUGAGCUUGGCGCCGAUAACUACAUAGCUACAGAUGAUGAGAAGGACUGGGUCCAGAAGCACUUCCGCAGUUUGGAUCUCAUUAUCUCUACCGUUGCAUCAUCCAAGGUCCCUAUCAACGAUUACAUGCAGCUGCUGAAGAAGAAGGGAACCUUUGUUCAGGUCGGUAUUCCUGAAGAUGGUCCUUUCCCGAUCGCUGGACCUUCGGUGGUUUUCGGCCAAAAGAAGUUCACCGGGUCCCUGAUUGGAUCUCCGAAGAAUUUGAGAGAGAUGUUGGAGCUUGUCGCAAAGAACAACCUGAGGGGUAUGAUCCAGGAGCGCCCAAUGAAGGACGCAAACCAGGCUAUUGUGGACUUGGAGGCUGGCAGGGCGAGAUACAGAUACGUUCUUGUCAACGAGGAUGCCACAUAG